UCCUGAGGCAUUCAUUACCUCCCUUCUUCUUCUUCUUCUUCUUAUUAUUAGUAUUCUUCUUCUUCUUUUAUCUUUGGUUUGUGGUGAAAAAUGGAUGUAAUGAAGCUUGAUUACAACUACAAAGGUGAAAAUGCUUUAAAAGAGCUUGAGAGGAUCACCUCGAAAGCUGCUGAAGUUCAAGAUAACAUUUUAUGUGGGAUCUUAGAAAGAAACAAGGAGACAGAGUACUUGAGUAAGUACAUGAAAGGCUUUAAGGACAUUCUGGAGUUUAAACGCUCUGUGCCAAUUAUCACGUACAAAGAUAUCUAUCCGUACAUUCAGAGAAUUGCUAAUGGAGAAGACUCUUCUCUUAUUACUGGCCAUCCUAUUACUGAAAUAUUAUGCAGCUCUGGGACUUCUGCUGGAGAACCAAAACUAAUGCCGACCAUUUCUGAAGAUCUUGAUCGCCGAACUUUUCUCUACAAUCUUAUUAUUCCGAUUAUGAACAAGUACAUACCUGGACUUGACAAAGGAAAAGCAAUGUACCUAAAUUUUGUAAAGGCUGAAACAUCAACUCCUUGUGGUUUACCAAUCAGAGCUGUCCUCACUAGUUACUACAAGAGCAAGCAUUUCCAAUGCAGGCCGUAUGAUCCAUUCAACGACUUAACCAGUCCGAUCCAAACCAUCCUUUGUGAAGACAGCAACCAAAGCAUGUACUGUCAGCUACUAGCCGCUCUGAUUCAGCGCCACAAAGUGAUGCGUUUAGGAGCUGUCUUUGCUUCAGCGUUUCUCCGUGCAAUCUCUUAUCUCGAGCAGAAAUGGAGUGAGCUCUGUGAAGACAUCCGCAGAGGUCGUCUGAAUCCCAUGAUCACCGAUCCAGGGUGCCAAGUCGCAAUGUCUUGUCUUUUAUCGUCGCCGAAUCCAGAGCUAGCUAGCGAGAUCGAAGAGAUCUGCAGACGCUCUUCGUGGAAAGGGAUUCUAUGUCAGCUGUGGCCUAAAGCAAAGUUCAUCGAAGCAGUAGUGACGGGCUCGAUGGCUCAAUACAUACCAGCACUAGAGUUGUUUAGCCAAGGCAAGAUUCCAUUGGUUUGUCCGAUGUAUGCUUCCUCUGAGACUUACUUUGGAGUCAACGUGGAACCACUCUCCCGACCAUCCGACGUUGUUUUCACUCUCUUGCCUAACAUGUGCUACUUCGAGUUUAUCCCUCUCGGCAAAAACGGGACACUCUCUUUUGAUCUCGACGACGGUGAGCAAGUCCCCUGCGAUGAAGUCGUUGAUUUGGUCAAUGUCAAACUCGGUCGCUACUAUGAACUGGUCGUCACAACUUUCGCAGGGUUGUACCGUUACAGAAUCGGGGACGUUCUUCAAGUGGCGGGAUUCUACAACAGAGCACCACAAUUCCGGUUUAUCUGCAGGAGAAACGUGGUUCUAAGCAUCGACUUGGACAAAACCAACGAAGAAGAUCUGCACAGGAGCAUAACGCUAGCCAAGAGGAAGCUUGGCAGCAACGCCUUCCUGGCGGAGUACACGAGCUACGCGGACACUUCAUCACUGCCGGGACACUACGUGCUCUUCUGGGAGAUCCAAGGGAAGCUGGAGCCGAAACUGGCACAAGAGUGCUGCGUGGCGGUUGAAGAAGAGCUGGACUACAUCUACAGACAAUGCAGGACGAAAGAGAGAUCGAUAGGGGCGUUAGAGAUAAGAGUGGUGAAACCAGGAACGUUCGAGAAACUGAUGGAUCUGAUUAUAAGCCAAGGAGGGUCGCUUAAUCAGUAUAAAACGCCGAGAUGUGUUAAGUACAACAGUGCAACGUUCAAGCUCUUGAACGGACACGUGACCGCUUCUUUCUUUAGCCCUCGUGACCCGACUUGGGUCCCGUGAUCCCCACGAGUUUCCGUCAUGACUCCCUGUAACUUCUCUAGUAAAGCUGCUGCUUGCUCUACUCUGUUUAUCGAUACAAAUUAAUAUUACAAGAAACUUUAUCCUUUGCUCUCUA
This is a messenger RNA of Capsella rubella, 1975 nucleotides long. Its product is annotated as putative indole-3-acetic acid-amido synthetase GH3.9. The coding region runs from base 91 to 1860 and encodes 589 amino acids. NCBI's taxonomy places the organism in Eukaryota, Viridiplantae, Streptophyta, Magnoliopsida, Brassicales, Brassicaceae. Gene Ontology annotation, cellular component: cytoplasm. The record is from RefSeq and is a predicted model, not a curated record. The transcript has 4 exons. Gene Ontology annotation, molecular function: acid-amino acid ligase activity.